GCAAACCUGUUCUCUCACCCCCCUCAGAGGCAGAGCAGAAGAAAUCUGAGCCCUUCCAGCAGCCCAAGCAGAGGAGAAAACCCCGAGUUCUGUUCUCCCAAGCUCAGGUAUUCCAACUGGAGCAGCGAUUCAAGCAGCAAAAAUAUCUCUCUGCCCCGGAGAGGGAGCACUUGGCCAGGCUACUGCAGCUCAGCUCCACACAGGUGAAAAUCUGGUUCCAGAAUCGACGCUACAAGUGCAAGAGGCAGAGACAGGACAAAUCCCUGGCACUGGCAGCUCAACCCUUGCCCCCACGCAGGGUGGCAGUGCCUGUGCUGGUCAGGGAUGGCAAACCCUGCCUGGGGGGCUCCCAGUCUUUCCCAGUCCCCUACAGCCUCCCUGCCAGUCCUUACCCCUGCAGCUCUUACUGCAGUGCCUACAGCAGCUCCUACAGAGGAGGAUAUCCAGGGGUGGCCUCCAGUGCCACCCCCAGGAGCUUGGGCACUGCCAGUGCCCAGCACCAGCCCAUGGCACUGCAAAGCUCUGUGCAAGCAUCAAGCAGCCCUGGGAGGUGGAGGUGA
Molecule: messenger RNA, 560 nt
Organism: Acanthisitta chloris (rifleman)
Lineage: Eukaryota; Metazoa; Chordata; Aves; Passeriformes; Acanthisittidae
Product: homeobox protein Nkx-2.6-like
Exons: 1
Biological process (GO): regulation of transcription by RNA polymerase II; cell differentiation
Cellular component (GO): nucleus
Molecular function (GO): RNA polymerase II cis-regulatory region sequence-specific DNA binding; DNA-binding transcription factor activity, RNA polymerase II-specific
Source: RefSeq, a predicted model, not a curated record